This is a messenger RNA of Cydia fagiglandana, 2660 nucleotides long. RefSeq names its product zinc finger protein ZFP2-like. NCBI's taxonomy places the organism in Eukaryota, Metazoa, Arthropoda, Insecta, Lepidoptera, Tortricidae. The transcript has 13 exons. Gene Ontology annotation, molecular function: zinc ion binding. The record is from RefSeq and is a predicted model, not a curated record. The coding region runs from base 337 to 2619 and encodes 760 amino acids. Gene Ontology annotation, cellular component: nucleus.
AUAUGUAUUUACCAUUAGAGAUUAAAAUCUAUAAAUACAUAAAAUUCCAAUACGAUCGUUUUUAAUGAUAAAACCAUAGUUUAUAAGGGAUAGUAAAGUGUAUCUGAUUAUUAAGUAAUCCUCUAAUUAAUAUUAUUAUAGCAGCGACUACUUGUCUCAUAAAUCUUAUAUUAUCCGAGUUAAUCCAAACCAUUUCGAGUGCCCUUGUGCCGUAAAGACUAAAGAGCAAAAAGAGUCACUCGUUUUUUGCGUGUAUGUGUGUGUAUAAAUUAAUGUAGUCUUAUAAGGUCAUAAGGACUAAAUAUAGGAUAUCUUACUGGUGAAAAAUCAAAUAAAAUGUCUUCAUCAGUGUUGAGUGAGGACCCAGUGAAGUUGGAAGUGGGUAACGAAUCUUUCCAAGCCUGCAGGGUCUGUCUGGCGUGGGAUGUGAAGCUGUACAGUAUCCAUGAAUGGGGGAUGAGUGAUACGUUCGCGGAGAUUAUGGGAAUAACACUAUCUAUGUGGGAUGGGCUGCCACAGCACCUGUGCGCGUGGUGCCGCGCGCAGCUCGCGCGUGCGCAGGCGCUGCGCGCGCGCUGCCGCCGCGCCGACGUGCUGCUCAAGCAGGCACUCCAGCACCAGCACUUUAUUACAGACACAUUCAUUCGCACCAUUGACCGCUCCAUGCACGGAUUGACAAACACACUCUCUUGUCAUAAAAGUUCAAAAAACGUAAUCGAAAUUUCUGUCUACGAUAAAACAUCAUUAGACGAUGAUGAUGAUAGCAAACUUGAAUGUAAAGAUAUAAUAAAAAAUAAUGACACAGAAUGUGACAAGCCAGAACUUGACUUGAAUUGGGAGGAUGAUGAUGAUGAUUUUCUAAACAAACUGAGCUCUGAUGAUAAUUACGAACAAGAUAAGAUUAAUAUAUAUAAACAUAAGAAUAAAAUCACAAAUAAAGAUGCGAAAAACUUACCAAGAGUAGAGAUAGUAGAAAUAAAUUUAGAGCCCCAAGAUAUAAUAGUUGAUGAAAGAAAGACUCGAAAACGACCAAUUAGACAGAAAACACAAAAAGUGAAAGAAAAAGUUACAGUGAAAAAAAGUAAAGCAAAAGUAAAAAGUACAUCACAAGUUAAAAGUAAAUUAAAAGUUAAAGAUAAACCAGCCAAAGAUAUAGAGAGAGAAGAUGGCACAGUAAAAGUAAGAAAAAGAAAGCCGCAAAGAUUCAUAGAAAAGUUAGGGACGGAAGAAGAAAUUAGGGAAUUUGAAAAGAAAUACAAUUUUCAAGUGCAGAAUUUGACAGAAGAAGAAAUGGCGAAGGACAUGGAAGAAAGAAAGAAGUCGGAUAACUAUUUGAAUGGAAUGUAUAAGUGUGAAUUGUGUUAUAAAGGAUUCCUGACACAUACAUCUUAUAAUAACCAUUUGAAGUCUCAUGAUAUGACGCGCGGCGACCACGAAUGCCAGUUCUGCCGCCUGCGUUACCACACGCCGGGCAAGCUGCGAGAUCACAUGCGAAACGCGCACCGUCUGAAGUUCCUCUGUGCCGUCUGUAGCAAGUUCAUGGCCGGAUUGCAGUGCGCAAUUUUGCACGCCGCGUUCCAUUCGGGCACCACGUUCCAGUGCGCGCACUGCGACAAACAGUUCCUAAAGAAGACGUCGCGCUCAACGCAUAUGCGCAUAGCGCACCCGCUCGAGAACGCAAACAUCGGGACAUGCGAACUGUGCGGGGAGAUAUUCACGAGCCGGCAGGGACUCAAGAUGCACAAGACCCGGAGCCACAGGGAGUCGCUGGACCGCAGCCUGUUCUGUCGCAAGUGCCGGCUGCAGUUCGAGAGCCAGGAGGCUCUGCUGCGUCACAAGGAACAGCAGCCCGGGAAGCGGUGCCACAAUAAGAAGAGCGCGUGCCAGCAGUGCGGUGCUCUGUUCAAGACUGAGGAGGGCUUGAUACAACACAAACACGAGAUACACGGCGUCGAAUUAUUCACAUGCGACGCGUGCAACAAAUCGUUCCUGUCAAAAAUGUCACUCUCUGUGCACAUCGACCGCCUCCACCUGAACAUCAAGCCAGGAUCAGGGCGACAGCAGUACUACGCGCGGCUGCAGAGAAAGAGGGGGGACAAGCCCAAAGGGACCCAGCCUAGGGAGAAGAAAAAUGUUUGCGAGGUCUGCGGGAAGUCAUUCACGCAGUACUACGCGCGGCUGCAGAGAAAGAGGGGGGAUAAGCCCAAAGGGACCCAGCCUAGGGAGAAGAAAAAUGUUUGCGAGGUCUGCGGGAAAUCAUUCACGUGCCUGUCCGUCCUGAAAACCCACCAGCUGGACCACACGGGGGACCGGCCGUUCAAAUGUCCGCAGUGCCCCAAAGCCUACUUGUAUGCCUGGCAGCUAAGGAACCACAGCGACUGCGUGCACCGCCGCAUCCGCAAGUGGCGCUGCUCCGAGUGCCCGAAGACCUUCCUCCACCAGUCCUCGGUCUACGUCCACAAGCUGAUCCACACGGGCAAGCGCACGCACAUGUGCAGUUACUGCGGAAAGGCGUUCCUGCAGUCCGGCUCACUGUACACGCACGUCAAGUACGUGCACCUCAAGGUCAAGCCGCCGCCGCGCAAGCGGAACAAGAAGGACGCCAAACCGUGCCUAUAGGGAACGUGCAUGAACUAUAGGGACAGCAUAGGAGCCGUUAG